AUAAUAAAACAAAGCGUCGACUGCUUUCUUCUAUUUGAAAACGAUAACAAACGUUUUCUUUUUUUGAGAAGCAAGUAAUUAAAAAUGGAAGUUAAAAGAGAAGUUGAUGACUCACAGAAAGUUGAAAAUGAGCAGAGCAAUCUUGAAGAAGAUUGUGAGAGAAAUUUACCGGCCUGGAUGUUGACAUCUGACGAAACUCUCACCCAGGACGAAGAGAGUGCCAAAAGUCCGCCUCCAGCCGAAGUUAAAGAGGAAACUACUGAAACAGCAGCAGCAACUUCAGCUGAUGGAAUGUCAGAAAAUAAGCGAAUCCCUUGCAAAUAUGGAGACGGCUGUUACAGAAGAAACCCUGCUCAUAAAGAAGAAUUCAGUCAUCCCGGGGAUGAUGACUACAGGGUUUUUCAAGAAGGUGAAGAGGGUGAAGAAGGUCCUCAAAAUGAUGACAAUAAGCCAGAAUGUCAAUAUGGAACUUCCUGCUAUCGUCAAAACCCACAACACAAAAGAGACUUCAAGCACACACAACCACCACGUGUGGACACACCAGAGGACUCCCCACAAAAGAAGAAAACCCGGAGACCAGCAAAAAGACCCAGACCCACAGAUUCAGACUAUGAAUCGGAAGGCGAUAAAGACUACGAUCUCGAGGACUCUUUUAUCGACGACACUGAAGAUGAGGAAGAAAAUGCAGAAGAAGAUGAAGAUUACGUACCUGAUGUUAACGAUCAAGUCGAUCCAGAGCUUUUGAAAGAAGAUCAGUGGGAAGCUUCACCCGAAGAUGCCCCAGAAGUUUUGGAGCUUUUGAAGGAAGCCCGUGACUAUUUGAGAAACAAAAAUUUGCAAAAAUAAGUUCACGUAAUAAUGCUUUUUAAUUUUAUAUUUUUAUAUAUACAUAAUGUUUCUAAAAUGUCAUAAUCCAGAACCCUCGUAUUCAUUCGUAACUGAAAUUGUUCUAAUGAUGUGCCUAUCAAAAAAUUUUACUGGAAUAAUAAAGAUUUGACCUAA
Daphnia pulex (common water flea) is the source of this 1002-nucleotide messenger RNA. RefSeq names its product aprataxin and PNK-like factor. NCBI's taxonomy places the organism in Eukaryota, Metazoa, Arthropoda, Branchiopoda, Diplostraca, Daphniidae. The coding region runs from base 85 to 846 and encodes 253 amino acids. The record is from RefSeq and is a predicted model, not a curated record. The transcript has 3 exons. Gene Ontology annotation, cellular component: nucleus; site of double-strand break. Gene Ontology annotation, molecular function: 3'-5' exonuclease activity; DNA-(apurinic or apyrimidinic site) endonuclease activity. Gene Ontology annotation, biological process: double-strand break repair.